Molecule: messenger RNA, 4155 nt
Organism: Scophthalmus maximus (turbot)
Lineage: Eukaryota; Metazoa; Chordata; Actinopteri; Pleuronectiformes; Scophthalmidae
Gene: crsp7
Product: cofactor required for Sp1 transcriptional activation, subunit 7
Exons: 3
Coding region: 384-2258 (624 amino acids)
Biological process (GO): positive regulation of gene expression; regulation of transcription by RNA polymerase II
Cellular component (GO): nucleus; mediator complex; core mediator complex
Molecular function (GO): transcription coregulator activity
Source: RefSeq, a predicted model, not a curated record
ACGCGGACUCCCGGGGCUCAGAGAGCCUGUCAGGGGGCGGCGGGGAAGGUGCGCGGCGGACGGGCAUGUUUACUUGUGUACGUGCGGACGUCAAAGCGCAGGCACCGUCGUGUUCCCGGCAUGCAGCAGGAGGCCGUCGACACAUCCAGCAGCUGGCAGUGAGUUGCUCGAGCGCCGAGCAGGCAGCAGCUAGCGGCCAACACAGCGCGCACAUCUCCCACUUCCAUGUGAGACCAACCGAGCCGUCGACCUCACAGGCGACCAAGAGUAUGCUGUCCGGCCGCCCGUCGUGUCAGCGCAGCGGCUUCUGAGUCACCACCGUCUGCCGCUCUUCAUUUUGGAGGAUUCCUCCCUCCAUCCCUCCGAAUCGCAUCGAACGGGCAAUGACAACGGUCUCGGCAACCCCGCAGCAGAUGAGGGACCGGCUGCUGCGGGCCAUCGACAGUCAGAGCAAUAUAUGCAAUAUGGUGGCUGUAAUGGAGGUAAUUACCGGUCUCGAAAAAUAUCCAAUCACCAAAGAAGCACUUGAGGAAACUCGCCUAGGAAAGUUGAUCAAUGACGUGAGGAAGAAGACCAAGGAUGAAGACCUUGCAAAGCGUGCUAAGAAACUCCUGAGAAACUGGCAAAAGCUGAUUGAACCCGGGCCGGCUGUGGCAGCGAGUGCCCUCGGGUCUACCAAUGGCAGUUCUCAUCCCUGCAGAACAGAGGCCUCUCCCCCUGAUAUCUCUGUGUCAGGGAAGGGUGUCAUUGACGUCAAAAUCAGAAAUGAUGUUCACAACACAUACUCACCAAAAGCUGAAAAAUCAAGCAGUCGCAAGCGCAGGGCAGAGCUUAGAGAAAGUGGGGUGCACUUACCAGAAAAAAUCUCCAAGAUGGCUUCGUACGACAUCUCUGUGUCACCACCUCCCACCAAUGGGAUUGCAGGCAGUCCAGACGCCCUGCCUGACCAGGACGUUGUCCCGUCUCCUGACAGAUCGCGAAUAGAGAACCUUGAUAAUGAUAAAAUCAACAGAAUUCCAGUAAACGCUGUCAAGCCUCGCCCCAGCUCCCCUGGAGUGGCCAAACUACCUAGCACUUCAUCUUUGAUCAAGGUUGCUGUGAUGCAGCAACAGGCCAGAUUGGAUGAAGGAGGAGGGGGAGGGGGCUAUUAUCAAGCCAAAAGUCCCCGUGGCGUCACUACCAGUCCGAGGAGCAUGAAGCAAGACACAGUGACCAAGCGCUCUUUAGUAUAUGCACCGAAAGGACCCCCAGUCCCAAGCCCUUCCUCUAGGGACUCUCCCUUGUCUUCGUCCCAGCCUGUGUCCUCCCCAGCCCAAGCAUCUUACGCUGAGAAGCUGCCACAUUCUUCUCAUAGGUCUUCAAUGCACUGGGCCAGUUCGUCAGAAGUCCCCUCUCAUUGCCCACCACAAGACGCAUCUGCAACACUGGAAUCCCCAACAGCCUCCCCAUCGGCCUCUCUCCCCCCACAAAACUCAGAACUACAAAGACCGACAUCUGAGGGAGCCGUGGCUGUGUCUGACGACACAGAUGGGUCAGCGGCCCCUAACUCGGAGCAUAAAAGGAGGAAGUACAGGUCUAGAGACUACUCUGUAAAUUUAGAUGGCCAGAAAAUAGAGGACAUGACUAAGCCUGUACGAUUAAAAGAACGCAGACUAACAUUUGACCCCGUCACUGGUCAGAUCAAACAUCUGGUACAUAAAGAACCUUCUCAAACAGAGGACUUCCCUAUUCCUGACCUUUCUGAGUCAAGGCGGAGAACUGAAAGCACUGUACAACAGCCUGCUGCCCCAGCCCCUGCCCCGGCCCCGGCCCUGGUCCAGGUCCAGGUCCAGAUCCCGGCCCCGGCCCCAGGCCCCAGCCCUAACCCUUUCCACCAGACAAACUGGAAGGAGCUGUCCAGAAAUGAAAUAAUCCAGUCCUACUUGAACCUUCAGAGCAAUGUGCUCAACUCCUCUGGGGUCCAGGCCCCUAGUGCACACUUUUUCAUGUCAGAGUAUUUGAAAAGGGAAGAACAGGAGAUUAAGGAGUCGAGGAAGACGCAUGUUUUGCAAGCAGACAUCACAGUAGGAGAUUUACCAGGCGUGAGCCGGGAGGUGACGGGCGAGGACCUGGACAGGAUACACACACAGCACUGGCCAGGGGUGAAUGGUUGUUAUGAUACCAUGGGCACCUGGUAUGAUUGGACAGAGUGCAUAUCAUUGGACCCUCAUGGGGAUGAAAGCAAAUUGAACAUCCUGCCAUAUAUUUGCCUAGACUGAGGUGGUUCGGGACGGUUGUCGGCGUUUUCCAACCUCCGAUUGUUUCCCCACAGAGACGAGAUACUUUGUGAUUUUGUUUGUCCACUGUGAGUUUGGCAAAAGCCAGGUCUGCUAAACUCCCCCCAAUGCCUCUUCAUCUUUCUGUGAUAAUCUAUUGAGAUUUUGGUAUAUAAAAAGAGUAAGGAUUAAAAGAAUAGUUGAGUUUCUAAUUACAAGGGCUGUUUCUGUUUUUAUUUUUCAAACUGAAAGCCACAUGAUGGACGAGGCCCGAGCUGCAGAGUGCUGGUACUAACACAGAUGGCCAAAAGAAAGGGCAGAAUUAUUCCGGACAACCAGAAAUGUCGUAAUGAUGUGAAUUUUUAAUGUUCUGAAUUGUACCACUGUUCUGGGCUAACGGGAAUGAUACUGCCCUCUUCUUUAACCUAGUUUCUAAUGAGGAAUAACGAUCUAGAGUAAACAUUGAGGGAAGGCUGGGGUUUAGCUGUCCUGUCCAGAUCGCCAUGUUGGUGCCCAGAAAAGUCGUUGACAAAGAGUUCAUCGAGCACAGGUAGAGCUGAACAUGUCCAGAGUAUGAAAUACUGGAGCAUAUUUGGCAGUUGCAAGAAGCUUUAUGUGAGAUAUAAAGAGUAAAUUAUAAAUUUCGUAUCAUAUACAUCUAUUUAUUUUUGACCAGUUCAUCGAAACAGAUGCUCAAAAACCUAUAGAUUUCUUUUUCUCCCCCUUGUUUCCAUCAGAAUGUCGUCAGCCUCAUCUUUGAUGUACAAUGGGGGCUACAGGUGUUUUUGCAGGGUUUGUUCUUUAAGAUUGACCGAUGCGUUUGGUUGUCAACAUUCCAUUCUCCACCCUUCACCCACUUCAUGUGUCUCAUCACACAGCUCUUAUAUCUCCAUGCACUCUCUGAAUUUUUUUUUUAUACUUUCAAAUUAAAACCGUGUGGUGCUUCUUCAAAAUCGAAAUUUUACUACAGUGGAAACCACACACAAAUUCCCUCCCAAGUCCAAAAUGUUACAGAAUGUCAAAUCAGAUGGGGCUGAUCAAUACAUAUUUGAGAGAAGAAGAAAAAAACAAGGAAAUCCGUUUGUUUCCAUUCCUUUAGAUAUUGUUUGCCGUCUCAGUUAAACUGCCUUAGUGAAUGUACGGGAGUGAGACCGCUCAUGCACUUGUACAUAAAUUAACUCGUUGGUCAUGUCAUCGCUGACUUGAUUGAAGUGUGAGUAGUGACUGACACACCUACAAGUUUGAGUUAUGUGCCCAUAGUUAUUCAGACACAUUUAAAGUUCCGUCGGCCACGUUCAAGAGUAAAGAGAAACAUUUAGGAUAUUGUUUUGAGGUCGGAUUUACUUUUGCUUCCAUAUUUUAAAUACAGCAAACCAAAAUGGGAGAGAGAGAAAGCUGUGUGCAUCAGAUAUGUUCUUGACAUUGUCCCCGUGACAUCUAACACUUAAUUUUAAUUUCCCUUUAUCCGCAUCAUCACUACCACUUUUUCCUCACAUGAUCUAAACAAAGAUUGGAAUUUUUGCGCGUUCUCUCUGUUCAUCCUGUCGGUCACUCAUUCCUACCAAUGUGCCUUGGUAAAUGGUUAAUCUGGAUUUGCUUCCGCAUCAAACGCGCCUGUCCGUGGAGCUGGGUGUAUGUGCGAAAAACUCAAAUCCCACGAUCAAUAUGAUGCUGGUAUAUGCACCGUUUCUGUUGACUUUUUUUUUUGUACACAUUGGUCUAGCAAGGGUGGAGCUGCAGACAAUGAGAAACUGCACAACAACACAGCUGGCAAUAAAGGAAAAGUGCUACAACUGGUUGAUAAGAAUCUGUUUUCUGGAGUUUUGACAGGGGGUAUCUUUAUUUGUUCAGUGUUUAACAUCUCUCCAUUGUUUGAAAAAUAAAAUGAUCUAAAUAUGAA